AUGCUGGGCACCCUCUGCUCUAAGUCCCUUGGGGUGGGAACCAUCCCCGCGCUCAGCCAGCAGGACCGAGGAGGCGCAGAGACGGCGCUCACUUCUCCCCUCGCCUGCCGGCUUUCCAGUAAAGAUGCGCCAGGGAGAGGUGUAGCCUGCUCGGGAAAGGCGGGUGCGGAGCGGGAGCGCGGCCGCCCGGGCCUGGGCGCGGCGGGAGGGGCGGCGGCCGGGCUCGCAGCCCUUGGCCCCGCGGCGGGCGGGGGCGGCUCCUCACUGCACCAACCUGCAGGCGCGGGCUGGCUGGGCCAGCCGCGGCCCCUCCCACCGCACCCCACCCCCGCCGCCGCCGCCGCCCCGGGAGCCGGCCCGGGUCCCAGUAGGUGCCGCAAGGAGCCGGCGAGCGGAGCGCUCGCUCGGGACCGCAGCCGCCGGGCGACGUCGCCGCCGCACCGGGCACUUCUGUCUCCCCGGAGCAGGUUCCCUUCCCUCCCUGUCCCCUCUCAUCCCCCUUCUCCCCGUCCAUCCCCCUCCGCCCCCGCCCCCGCCCCCGCCCCUGCACGCACCUCGCCCUCCCUCCUUCUCCCCGCGCCUCCCGCGAUCGCCCCCUCCCGCCCGGCCGCGCUCCCAGCAGGCGCUCAGCACCCCGCGCUCCCCGCGCCCCCCGCGCCCGCUCGCUCCUCCAGCUCAGUCUCCAGCUCCACCUCCGGCUCCCGCUGGGCCUCCCGCUCCCCCUCCGCGCCCGGCUCCCCGCGCGCCCGUCCCGAGUCCGCUGCUCGCCGGCGGCCGCCCGGUCAUGUCAGGAUGGAGAUCCGGCAGCACGAGUGGCUCUCGGCCUCCCCCCAUGAGGGCUUCGAGCAGAUGAGGCUCAAAAGCCGCCCCAAGGAGCCCUCCCCAAGCCUGACCCGAGUGGGCGCCAACUUCUACAGCAGCGUCAAGCAGCAGGACUACAGCGCCAGCGUCUGGCUUCGGAGGAAAGACAAGCUGGAGCACUCCCAGCAGAAGUGCAUCGUGAUCUUUGCCCUGGUGUGCUGCUUUGCCAUUCUGGUUGCACUGAUCUUUUCAGCCGUGGACAUCAUGGGAGAGGAUGAGGAUGGACUCUCAGAAAAAAAUUGCCAAAAUAAAUGUCGUGCCUGGUGCGGAGUCAACGCUCCAAAGUUGUGAAGCCCCGGCUCUGCCUUCAGCCUGGUGCGGAGUCAACCCUCCAAAGCUGUGAAGCCCCGGCUCUGCCUUCAGCCUGGUGCGGAGUCAACCCUCCAAAGCUGUGAAGCCCCGGCUCUGCCUUCAGCCUGGUGCGGAGUCAACGCUCCAAAGCUGUGAAGCCCCGGCUCUGCCUUCAGCCAGCUUUCACGCCAACCCCACCCAUCGCACAUGCAGACACUUCCCAAGGACUGAAAGCAGCUGAAUGGAGCCAGCACUCUGAAAGCUCAUCACACGCUGGCAGAAGUUUCUGUGGAUGUCAUUAACUAAAGUGCUGUAAUGACUUCCCUUCGGAGCAAGUCAUUUCAUUGUCCUUCAUGCAAUUAGCAAAGGUUUAAAUGAAAGUCGGCCCAAUAAUCUCAUGUUUUCCAAUCAAGUAAAUUCCUGAUGUGCUGUGGGUGGUCAUGGCCUGGGGCUUUUC
Gorilla gorilla gorilla (western lowland gorilla) is the source of this 1609-nucleotide messenger RNA. RefSeq names its product serine/arginine repetitive matrix protein 1-like. NCBI's taxonomy places the organism in Eukaryota, Metazoa, Chordata, Mammalia, Primates, Hominidae. The record is from RefSeq and is a predicted model, not a curated record. The coding region runs from base 1 to 1152 and encodes 383 amino acids. The transcript has 5 exons.